This is a messenger RNA of Peromyscus californicus insignis, 1189 nucleotides long. It is a transcript of the gene Msrb2, whose product is annotated as methionine sulfoxide reductase B2. Bases 36 to 563 code for a protein of 175 amino acids. Gene Ontology annotation, cellular component: cytoplasm. Gene Ontology annotation, molecular function: peptide-methionine (R)-S-oxide reductase activity. Gene Ontology annotation, biological process: response to oxidative stress; protein repair. NCBI's taxonomy places the organism in Eukaryota, Metazoa, Chordata, Mammalia, Rodentia, Cricetidae. The transcript has 5 exons. The record is from RefSeq and is a predicted model, not a curated record.
GUAGUGUGGGGAGGGAACCCGUUGGUGGCAGCGUCAUGGCGCGCCUGCUGCGAGCAUUGCGGGGCCUGCCCUUGCUGGAGGUGCCUGGGCGGCCCGCUCGGGCUUGUGCGGGGUCGGGACACGGGGACUCAGGGUCCCUUACAAAGUCCAAGCUCUCUCUCAGCAAGACUGACUGGCAGAGGAAACUGACCCCCGAGCAGUUCUAUGUCACCAGAGAGAAGGGAACUGAAGCGCCUUUCAGUGGGAUGUACUUGAACAACAAGGAGACAGGGAUGUACCAUUGUGUGUGCUGUGAUAGCCCACUCUUCAGUUCCGAGAAGAAGUACUGCUCUGGCACUGGCUGGCCUUCGUUUUCUGAGGCUCACGGCACAACAGGCUCAGAUGAAAGUCAUUCAGGGAUCCUGAGACGCCUGGACAGUUCCUUAGGAUGUGCUCGCGUGGAGGUAGUCUGCAAGCAGUGUGAUGCUCACCUCGGUCAUGUGUUUCCCGAUGGACCCGAGCCCACUGGCCAAAGGUUUUGCAUCAACAGUGUGGCCCUGAAGUUCAAACCAAGCAAGCACUGACCAUCUCCAGGAGGCCCGUGCUUUGCCCUCCACCUUGCAGAACCUUGUUUCCGAAUUCAGAUGGACGCCUUGUUUCGUUCACAAUACAUUUAGGCUAAGGUUGUUACUGGCUGCACGGGAGCCACAGCUUCUUAGUCACCUGAACUCAACUCAACCCCAACUUCCUCUUGAGCUGUGGAAUUUCACAACAACGAAAGGCAGUCCAUUCUUCAACUGGCUUCCAAGGCUUCGGGUGGGACCUUUGCAGGAUUUGAACAGGUUCGUGGGCUGACAAGAGUUGCCAGCACCUGAAGUGACCUGAAUUGGUCGUCACAGUUAAUUCCUUCUUGGACGUCUACAGGUGAGGGUUCAUGGGGGAGAGAAAGGGAAGGAUGGCAUGGAUGAGAUCCCAGUGCUGAGAAGGAUGACGGGAGUGGCCGAGCAUGGGAAUCAGGUGCAGUGGUGGGUGAGAUUUGUGGUUUCCUGUCAAGAAUCUCACCGACUCAAACAUUCGACUUCCAACCUUCCAACCCACAAGUGGGAUCCGUGUGAGUGGAGUCAACUUCAAGGAACAAUGUUUUCCCUCAACUUUGUGCUACAACACUAACCUUCAAAAUACUCAAAUAAAAUAUUGAGAUUGAUGUUCA